This is a messenger RNA of Nycticebus coucang (slow loris), 3127 nucleotides long. It is a transcript of the gene TRMT2A, whose product is annotated as tRNA methyltransferase 2 homolog A. The transcript is spliced from 13 exons. Gene Ontology annotation, biological process: RNA processing. The coding region runs from base 244 to 2133 and encodes 629 amino acids. NCBI's taxonomy places the organism in Eukaryota, Metazoa, Chordata, Mammalia, Primates, Lorisidae. Gene Ontology annotation, molecular function: RNA methyltransferase activity; RNA binding. The record is from RefSeq and is a predicted model, not a curated record.
ACCAUAGAGAUGCGCAGCUUCGGCGGCACGCGUUGGCGGACUCGCUUCGUGUGAGGCGAGUGGGCGGUACAGCCCCAUGCCGGAGGCCCGAACCUGGUACCCAGGGUUCGAGUCCCACCCCAGCCCCGUGGGCGACCUCGCGGUGUCUCCCCUGCUCUCUGAGCACCUCCCAGACAGGCCCAGGACCAGGCGGCGAGGCGGCCCUCGUGGGGUCCCCAGUCUUUACGGCGAACAGCCCAGACAAUGAGCAACAAGCUGGACUGCGAAGGCCCGGAGCCCAUAGAGGGCUGCAGCCAGGACAGCAGCGAUGCCCGGGGCGGCCCUGCGGCCCCAGCACCCCGGGAGGAGGAGGGGGCUGGCGCUGCCGCAGAGUCAGCGCCCCAGCCCGGGCUGUACAGCUACAUCAGAGACGACGUGUUUACCUCGGAGAUCUUCAAGCUGGAGCUACAAAACGUGCCUCGCCACGCCAGUUUCAGUGACGUCCGACGCUUUUUGGGCCGCUUCGGCCUGCAGCCCCACAAGACCAAACUCUUCGGGCAACCACCCUGCGCCUUCGUGACGUUCCGCAGCGCUGCUGAGCGGGACAAGGCCCUGCGUGUGUUGCACGGUGCCCUCUGGAAAGGCCGCCCGCUCAGCGUGCGCCUGGCCCGGCCCAAGGCUGACCCCCUGGCCAAGAGGAGGCGACAGGAAGGUGAGGGCGAGGCUCCUGUGACGCGUGUUGCCGACGUGGUGACCCCUCUUUGGACAGUGCCCUAUGCUGAGCAGCUGGAGCAGAAGCGACUGGAGUGUGAGCAGGUGCUGCAGAAACUCGCCAAGGAAAUCGGGCACACCAACCGAGCCAUGCUGCCCUGGCUGCUCUCACAGAGGCACAAGCACAACAAGGCCUGUUGCCCGCUGGAGGGGGUCCACCCGUCACCCCAGCAGACUGAGUAUCGUAAUAAGUGUGAGUUUCUGGUUGGCGUCGGGGUGGACGGAGAGAACAACACAGUUGGCUGCCGGCUUGGCAAGUAUAAGGGUGGGUCAUGUGCCGUGGCUGCCCCCUUUGACACCGUGCACAUCCCUGAAGCCACCAAGCAAGUGGUGAAGGCUUUCCAGGAAUUCAUUCGGUCCACGCCAUACUCGGCAUAUGACCCAGAGACAUACACAGGCCACUGGAGGCAGCUGACUGUGCGCACCAGUCGUCGUGGCCAGGCCAUGGCCAUUGCCCACUUCCACCCCCAGAAACUAAGCCCUGGGGAACUAGCAGAGCUGAAGGCCUCCCUAGCACAGCACUUUGUGGCAGGGUCAGGCAAGACCAGUGGGGUAACCUGCCUCUACUUCGUUGAAGAGGGACAGCGAAAGACUCCCAGUCAGGAGGGCCUGCCCUUGGAGCAUGUGGCUGGGGACCGGUGCAUCCACGAGGACCUGCUUGGGCUAACCUUCCGGAUCUCUCCUCACGCCUUCUUUCAGGUGAACACACCUGCCGCUGAGGUCCUCUACACAGUCAUCCAAGAGUGGGCCCAGCUGGAUGGGGGCAGCACGGUGCUGGAUGUAUGCUGUGGUACAGGCACUAUUGGCCUGGCCCUGGCCAGGAAAGUAAAGAGAGUCAUUGGGGUUGAGCUGUGCCCAGAGGCUGUGGAGGACGCCUGGGUGAAUGCCCACACCAACGAGCUGAGCAACGUUGAGUUCCACUGUGGAAGGGCUGAGGACCUGAUGCCUGCCCUGGUUAGCAGACUGGCCUCCCAACAGCUGGUGGCCAUCCUGGACCCACCCCGUGCUGGCCUACAUUCCAAGGUGAUCCUGGCCCUCCGCAGAGCUGAGAACCUCAAACGGAUCCUUUACGUCUCCUGCAAUCCCCGGGCAGCCAUGGGCAACUUUGUGGACCUCUGCAGGGCCCCAUCUAACCGCGUAAAGGGCAUCCCGUUCCAGCCUGUCAAAGCUGUGGCCGUGGACCUGUUCCCACAGACCCCACACUGUCCCGAGACCAGCGGCAGGCAGCUCUUCCAGAGCAGGGCCUAUCAUGGGGCCAGAAGGCAAGGGGACUCCCACAGCCCUGCCCAGGGACCCCAGGGUGCUCAGAGGCAAGCAAGCAGCUGGCUCCCACCAGGACCAGCCUGUUGCCAUGGGCUGUGGGCUGUGGGCUUCGGGCUCUGAACUCUGGGAAGACAGGUAGGCUCCUAUGGCCUGUUCCCCACCUGUGCCCUUACCAGAACAGCUAGGCUGUGAGGGCUGGAAUAAACAGUGCUAAACUUAAGACCGUCUCUGUGGUAAGCCAGCUUGGGCACACAGGGGCUCUCAAUCCUCCACUGAGGGUGCUGGGCAGGGCAGGUUGGGCAUGUUAGCCCUGUCUGCAUAGCUAGGGUGGAGGCUGGGUGCUAGAGCAGAUCCCCAAGCCCCACUGCUGGGAGAGUCAGUGCGGAGCUUGCAAACAAAUGUUGGAUUUUACACUUGAACCCAGGAAGAGGCAGAUAUGCAGACCUUGAGCAAGCGCCAGCUGGGUAGCAGGCUUGAGCAGUGGGCAGGCAGCCCACCUCCCCCACUGCAGUCAGAGGUCACAGUCCCAGCACCUGGCCAAGGGAAGGUCCCUUCUACACUCUCAGCCCAGGAGGGAUGCCAGUGACCAAGGAGGGACCCAGAACCACACAACCCUUGGGUGGUGCUCUGCCCCUGCUCCUGCCCUCUGAAGAAAAACAGUAGCCAUUCCCUUUCAGACAGUUUGCUUUAUGUGUUCAGACAAUCAAGGCUUGCCUUCCAGCCACAGUCCUGGGCCCAGAGGCAGAGGCUCCCUGCUCCCCAACCUCACAGCAGACUGUGUACAACUUGCACCCACACUUGGGGGGUGGGGUGUGGGGUGUGCACAGACCACGAGGGACCAGUGAGUCACGGCAAGGCUCCCUGGCCUCCAGGGGAACUUGUGCACAGAGCUUUGGUUCACAGGCGCAUCUGGCUGUCUAAGGGCAACAGUCACGAUCAAGUGAUAAUUCACAGCUGCAGACGGGAGGCAAGACAGAAGCAGGUAUCUAGUUACAGCAACUUGAUUCAGGGAUUUCUUUGAAACGUCAACACAGAAGCCAACCUUGGUCACACAGGUGGUGAGGGAAGGAUGUGCUGUGGGUGGCCCACAGGCUGACCCUAUGUCUUCCAGACA